This is a messenger RNA of Lactuca saligna, 606 nucleotides long. The record is from the annotation of a GenBank genome assembly. NCBI's taxonomy places the organism in Eukaryota, Viridiplantae, Streptophyta, Magnoliopsida, Asterales, Asteraceae.
AUGGUGUUCAAAUCGGUUAGGUUAAGACCGUUUCUAGAAGUUAUGGAGUUUCUAGUAUCUGGUGAUGGUGAGGUAGGCUCCAUGGAAGAUAGUGAAGGGAUAAAAGGAUUCUUGUCGAGUGGUUUUCGACUUGUGUUUGUCCAAAAAUGAUACGGAACUGUGGUGGAUGUUUACAUCGCCAAGAAGUUUAAUCGAGAGAAGAAGAAAUUCAUAUUCAUCAGAUUUAUCCGAUUCCUUGAUAUCCCGACUUUUGAACGACGUCUGAAUGAGAUAUGCAUAGUCCUGUCCUUUCUUCCAACAACUUCAGCUCAAGCAUGGCAUGGUGGAAUGAUUGGGGGUGAUGCUACUUGUGCAGACGGAGGAAGCUCCAACCACUCAAAUGAUGGGUGUGCAUCGCCAGAAUUGUCACCAGAGAAUCCUCUCCGGAACCAAGUCUGGGAAGACGAGGAGAUGCAUGCAAGUAAUUCCACACAAGGUCCCGAUGAGUCUCCUCGAUUCUCCAAAACUGAUGACCGUAUGUUGAAUAAUUUCAUGCAUCGAAGGAAGGAAUUAGGUCAAUCGCCAGUAGCGACCUCAAAAUCAAAUUCGUUGGAUCAUAACCCAUGA